GUUACAACGACCGAAUCCUGGACGCGUUUAGGGUCGUCGGAAGAGCGAAGUAAGUGUAGUGCAUUCAUAUAAGAAUACUUGCGAAGAAGCGACUACAUACUGUCGACUACAUUCAUACUAAUAAUAAAGGGCAAACUUCGGCGAGGAAACUGACGGUUUAACGCUCAAACAUAACGAUUCUGCGUCGAAACGCAAGUCGUGCUAAGAUCAGCAGACGGCCAUGGACGGUCAAGCGACCGAGGACCUGGCAGUGGCCAACGCUGCAAAUUGGCUCCGGCUCACUUUCCACGCUCUUACGUGCAACGAUUCAGCAUGCUGUUUAGGGGAGCGCUGUUCAGGCGGAAAGCUUCUCCUGUCGCACAUCCUCGCCUCCUCAAGCCCAGACGCCUGCACAGCAGCAGUUCCCCAAUGCACAUCUGUCCGACGACUGGUGCUACACUGGCUAGAGUGCCAGGAGCCAAACUGUCGCCUUUGUGCUGGUGUCUGGCGAGACAUAUCUGGCUAUCAAGAGCAGCACGAGGGGCAUGUUCGUCUCUCGCAGGACCGCGGAUCGGAUACAGUUCCUCCAGAGCAGCCAGGCACGCCUCAACGCGGAGGGUCGCCAGAACCAGUGGACAUGGACUUCCAUACCAGCGCCUUUGCUGGCAACGCUGUGGGCCGCACCAUGGCUACCAUCUCUCCUGCAGGCGCCGAGACGCCGGCAAAUCCGGCCAACCGCGCUGUGCUGCAGCUGCAGGACGUAACGUCGUACAUGCGGUACCUGCUACACACCCUGAUGCGCAAGCAAUCCUCUGGUGACACGGCGUCCCGUGCCGCGGGCCGCAUGUUUUGGCUCGAAGUGCUCCGUGCACCCGCCCUGCAGCCGCAGCAACAGCAGCAGUGGACUGCUUGUCACCCGGUGAUGGCGGCAGCGGACGGCGGCAUGGGCGCAGCAAUGGAGGAGGCGGGAGGUGCUACGGGUGCUGGUGGUGGUUCCGGUGCGGGGGGAGGGGCCUACCGGUACCUGGAGCCGCCCUCAGCCGCUCCCACCCUGGCUGGCCGCCGGCUGGUGAUGCAUCGCCUCAUGUGCAGGAACCCCUACUGCGCACUGUGUGCGGGCACGUGCGAGCUCUUCACCCGCGGACAUGCGCUGACGGGCGACCUGCGGGCGCCGCAAACCAUGAGAGACAUGGACAACAUCGUGCAGGAGUUGAGUUUGGCGCUUGCGUGGUUUCAGCUGUAAGCCAGCUGUGGCUACGGUACACCCCAUUGCCUCUGCUGCCUGCUGGCCUGUGGGAGGCAGCUUGCUUGGUGGGAAGCGGCCAGUGUAUACUCUGUGUGAAACAGCGGUGUGAGAUCGGCAGCGCAACUUGUUUGCCGCGCCCCGUGAGUUGUUACUCGACUACCCGUGCAUGAAGUGGCGGCGGGCAGCACCGGGGCUAGCAGCUGAGCUACCUUGGGACUCGACACGCCCAACGUCUUCGUUAAUCCUUCCUCCUGAAGAGCAGUGGCGGGAGGCCUGCAGCUUAAUCGAUCGACGAGUCCAUUCCAGGAGCGCUUUCAACGCCCGCAGCGCUGUGCCGCCUGACCCGCUGCGGGGCGGGGAAGGCCCGCUGCUGUCGUCUUCACUGCUGCUGCUGCUGCUGCUGCUGACUCGGCUUUCCACGCCUUGAUCCACGAUACUGAUGAUGCUUGGCCUAAUGCGACCGUACUCGUCGACUUCACAUGCAAGGCUCGCUCGUGCUCCUAACCAACAGAUGUCUGGAAUUGGCGAAGUAUGCUGACUCGAGAACACGGUUUCCUGCGUACCUGAGAAAAAGUCGUUGCCAACACGGUAUUAGUAAGGUCGACGUAACAAGAACUGGAUGUCUUGCUGCAGCGAAAACGGCUUUUGUUCCGGCGACAUGGAAGGUGCUGGUGCUGAAUUCUGCUCCUACCGUUUAACGCCAUGUCGCCAUUUUUGCCAAUUUAUUCCGCACGGCCAAGCGAAUGGAGGGUUGCCAGCCAGCGUAGCCACACGCGGGUUUCAGGCUCGUGACCCCGGCGGGCCCGGUUGUUGCGGUUAUGCUGCAUGGUGCUCUAUCAAUGCAUGCCAUUUGUUAACUUGUUAUUUGGUUGCAUGGACGGUGUGUGGCUUCCCUUCAAUACUUGGACAGACUGUGUUUAGGAUUUAUAGGUUUUCUGGAGGACGUUUUUGGGACCACCGACGUCAAGAGGUUUGGCGACUCCUCUAGAGAUAUGGCUGUUUAACUGUAGGCUAAUAAUUGUUAUUUUGCGCCACGGGCUAUGUUUCAUGUGUGAUGGUUGAUGGGGCCUGCAGCAGCUAGCGGAGCCCAGCUCUCUGCACCGUGCUUGCUCCAGGCUGCUAUUUGCCGUUGUUUGGAAUCCUGCAGGAUCAUUUUUGACGUCAUCUGAGUGGUGUUGAGCGUGCUUGGGAAUUGGCUGGGCGCGCGGAAUUCCGGUUUAAGCGGUUGCCUUGGUGAAUGGCCGCCAAGAAAGCUAUCAGGUUAUUGUGACGGGGUGCGAUUCUUCCUGUCUUUCCAUGGCGCUCUGCUGGCUGCAAGUUCACAUAGCGGGGGUAGCGGAGGCGAUGUUUUGCUGGCAACGGGUGGCUGGACUUGCUUGCGUGGUGGUGACCUGCUGACUAGCACAACUGCCUCGCAAGCUUUGAUGGGCUGUAUCUUUGAUACCUACAAUAGCAUACGACACAAAGCAUGUUUGUUAGUUAUACAAUUAGGAGAGAACUUUGUUUAGUAGUUACGUUGUUUGAAACCUACUCCAGUUCGGUGCUUCUGCAGCUGCCCUGAGAUUGGACGGCGCACCGCGCGUGCGAUGUAUACCGGUAGCGUUACUAAUAUACGUACAAAUUGUAGGUACGAGGUUUUCCUUUGGAAGCUCGUACUUUCCAAGCAACCAUCCGCAGCGGGCGUUCCGCAUGUCAUUUGGGCUUGCACGCUGCUGCUGUUUCUGCGCCUGCUGCUUUAUUUGUUCGUGGCAGAUUUUAUUGCUGUGCAGCAGGUUUGAAUGUCCUGAAGCUCUAAGAACAGAUCAGUUUAACUGAUGCGGAUUAGCAUGUUUGGCGUGGCAACUGCUGUUCAGCAACCUCUAACCUGGCCUACAGGCGUUUCCUUGCCUGCCUACCUGCACGCUAACCAAAGAUUGUUUAGGUUAAGCUGGACACGCCGCAAAUGGUGAAGGAAAGGAUCGAUGCAUAAUAAGUGUGGUUGGCGUUAAGGGGUGCUGCCUCGUGUACCAGCUGUUGUCGUUGUUUUGGGGUACGUUGCCGAGCUUAAUCGUUUAUUUGAGUUUGGUCAAGCAUGGUCAUUGUUUAGGGGUGCUUUGGAUAAUCGUUUUGUAUGAUGGACCGGCUUGUGUGGACUGAUUUGUAACUGGCGACGUGGUUUCAGGAAGAGAUAGGACACGGGCUGGUGCGUGGUGUUUGUUACACAGGUAGGUCUCAAUGUGUGGAUGCCUUUGCAGGAGACGCUUCAUCAGGGAAUGCGCAUUCCGUUUAUGUGUUUUGCAAAACAACUCCCAUUUUUCCGUUAUGGAAUGUUACAGAGAUAGGACGGGAAGGCAAAAACCUGUGUAGCAGAACAUUCUGAUACUGAGUCGUGGCUCGGGCUCGCUAAUAGUCCUAUGAUGUUUUCCUGUUGCUAACUGAAUAGUGGUCUAGUUUCGAGCGUUUGCGCCGAUGUAUGUUGGGCCGAUUGUUCAGGUAGGUGUUGUGUACCUAACCUUCUCUACUUCCCUUAAAGAAUGAACUAAGACUUUUGUUCGCCGGUGUUGGCGGUUAGCUGGAGCAACGCGUUGUACAGCAAAACUUGUUAAAACUUGUUAUAACUUGGUUAGUGUGGAUUCUGCUUGUUGGAACGUUUGGUUUACCGGUCGGGGCCGGUGUUGUGACGCUUGACUGGCGCUACAUGUGGUUUCGGCCAAAGUUAACAGUGUUGCAACCCGGAAGGAGGGGGGGGGUAGAAAGUAGCAGAAACUUAUUACAUGCACCGAAUCGGAGGAGCUGCACGCAGUGACUCGCGAUCUGUAGCAAGAAUUUCCUUUGGAGUUGUACGAAUAAAUGAUUUAGGCUUAAAAAGUUUGU
Molecule: messenger RNA, 4078 nt
Organism: Astrephomene gubernaculifera
Lineage: Eukaryota; Viridiplantae; Chlorophyta; Chlorophyceae; Chlamydomonadales; Astrephomenaceae
Source: the annotation of a GenBank genome assembly